GCCGCCCUGUUGCCACUUGCACCAUAGAAAACACCGAGAGCUCCUGCGCUCCUGCCGUGAACGUGGGAGGGAGGGGGAGACCAAAGACCAAUCGCAGCGGUCGUGUGUAUAACAAAACAAAGCAUACAUACAUAGACCCAAGCCAAGGCAAAAGGAGCCAGGAGUUGAAUCAUUUUGAGCUCCUGCGCCGCGCUAGAUCUGAAGAGAAGCAAAGAUGCAGCAUCACAGCAGCCUGCUGUGCUAGACCAGUCCUUGAGCGUGGUAGCAUCGGACUCGGAGAUGACGGGGAUGAUGGAGUCGGUGAAGGCGAGGCCGGCGAAGGGCGGCAGCGAGUACCGGCGGGUGGAGCCGGAGGAGGAGGAGGAGCUGGACGGGGCGGAGUGGGCGCGCAGGGCCGAGGCGGGGAGCCGCCGGCGGAAGGCGGCCGAGCGGUACGUCUUCACCUGCGCGCUCUUCGCCUCGCUCAACGCCAUCCUCCUCGGCUACGAUGUCGGUGUCAUGAGUGGCGCAAUCAUCUACAUCCAGAAAGAUCUCCACAUCACCGAGUUUCAGGAAGAGAUCCUAGUUGGUUGCCUAAGUGUGAUCUCACUCUUGGGAAGCCUGUCAGGAGGAAGAACGUCCGAUGCCAUCGGCAGGAAAUGGACAAUGGGCCUUGGUGCGAUCAUCUUCCAGACCGGUGCAGCCAUCAUGACAUUCGCUCCUUCGUUCACCGUGCUCAUGAUAGGGAGGCUUCUCGCCGGGGUGGGCAUCGGCUUUGGCGCCAUGAUAUCUGCCGUCUACAUUGCCGAGAUCUCCCCCGCGGCUGCCCGGGGGACUCUCACAUCCCUCCCUGAGAUCUGCAUCAACUUGGGGAUCCUUCUCGGCUACGUUUCCAAUUAUGCUUUCUCGGGCCUCUCCGAGCACAUCAGUUGGAGGGUCAUGCUUGGUGUCGGUAUCCUCCCGUCUGUCUUCAUCGGCGUCGCGCUUUUUGUGAUCCCGGAGUCCCCCAGGUGGCUGAUGAUGGAGAAGAGAGUUCCAGAGGCCAGGGCGGUGUUGCUGCAGAUAAGUGAAUCGGAGGCUGAGGUUGAAGAAAGGCUGGCUGAGAUUGAGGAAGCUGCAAAUAUCAUGAAGUCGGUUAAUUCUGAGGACAAGGCGGUGUGGAGGGAGCUGCUGAACCCUUCUCCGGCCGUUCGUCGGAUGCUGUAUGCUGGCUGUGGUAUUCAGUUGUUCCAGCAGAUCACUGGAAUUGAUGCUACUGUCUAUUACAGCCCAACAAUUUUCAGGGAUGCUGGAAUCAAGUCUGACCAGGAGCUUCUUGCAGCAACAGUUGCUGUUGGAUUUACUAAAACGAUUUUCAUACUGGUUGCCAUUUUCCUCAUUGAUAAAGUUGGGCGCAAACCGCUUCUGUAUGUCAGCACCAUUGGCAUGACGGUCUGCUUAUUUGCCUUGGGGACUGCACUUACAUUGCGAAAGCAUGCUGAGGGGCUUAUUUCUCCAAAUCUUGGGAUUGAUAUGGCGAUCUUUGCAGUUUGCGGGAAUGUGGCAUUCUUUUCGAUCGGGAUGGGACCGAUAUGCUGGGUGUUAUCUUCAGAGAUAUUUCCUAUAAGAUUGCGAGCUCAGGCGUCAGCACUUGGUCAAGUAGGUGGCAGAGUGGGCAGUGGCUUGGUUUCCAUGUCGUUCCUCUCCAUGGCCCGUGCUAUAUCCGUGGGGGGAAUGUUCUUCGUCUUUGCAGCGAUCUCGACCGUCUCCGUUGUGUUUGUGUACUUCUGUGUGCCGGAAACUAAAGGGAAAACUCUGGAGCAGAUUGAGAUAAUGUUUGAAGGUGGCAAGGAGUGGAAAGGAGGUGGCGAGGUCGAGCUUGAAGAUACACAGCAUUUAAUUCAGGGUGACAAGAAAGCUUUCUCUCUAGGUUGAUACAAUCAGCAAAGCAACAAGAAGCUUCAUGUCAGUGCUGAAACAGCCUCGUCCUGCUUCGGGCAUCAGAUUGAAAAAUGAUGAAGCUGCCUUCAGCUGCUGCCGAUUUUGAGGGCUCAACAGGACUUUACUGCGCAUAGGUUGUAACAUAGAUGGUGUAUUGUGUUUUUAGUGUAAAGUACUCCAUUAUGCAACCAUACCACAAGUAUCACGUAGAAGGAGGACACAAUGCGGUUGUAUCUGGUGGUCUCUUCCACCUAUAAAAUCAAUAUAGUCGAAGAAUUCAUUUGUAGAAUUUCAUUUUAACACAAGAAACAAUUGUGUUCUUUUUUCCAGAAAAAAAAGGGUGAGAACAAGUGGUGUGAUGCGAACCUCGUGUGUCUUACCUCCGACUGAAAACUAACUGCCAAUAUGAACUUGCAGUCUUUGAAAGUGUUUUUUGUCUCUAGCGCUCUAUGCCUACACGACAAGUGUAAUAUGGCAAGCAAAAAAGAUGUCUUCUGAAUCAUAGCCCUAGUAUCGAGUUCGUUUCGAAGAAUUAGCCAAAAGAACACAUUAUGUUCCUUCUGACAACAGGAGUGCCACAGCCAUUUGAAAGUUGCAGGGAGUUUGUGCUGCCCAUUGAAAUCUGAUAUGCUUUUAAGACAGAAUAAG
Messenger RNA from Triticum dicoccoides, 2547 nucleotides. Its product is annotated as probable polyol transporter 4. NCBI's taxonomy places the organism in Eukaryota, Viridiplantae, Streptophyta, Magnoliopsida, Poales, Poaceae. The record is from RefSeq and is a predicted model, not a curated record. Gene Ontology annotation, biological process: transmembrane transport. The transcript is spliced from 3 exons. Gene Ontology annotation, molecular function: transmembrane transporter activity. Gene Ontology annotation, cellular component: membrane. Bases 280 to 1893 code for a protein of 537 amino acids.